This is a messenger RNA of Salvelinus sp. IW2-2015, 437 nucleotides long. The record is from RefSeq and is a predicted model, not a curated record. NCBI's taxonomy places the organism in Eukaryota, Metazoa, Chordata, Actinopteri, Salmoniformes, Salmonidae.
CGCAAAGCACUAUGGGUAUGAGGUCAUAGACACAUUCAGUGUCACCAUGGGCCGCUACAAAGAGUUCCUGCAGGGACGGUGCGCCUGCCAUUUUCAUGAGGUUGAAAAGCUGUCGUUCUCCAAGGCUCCGCUACACAGGAAGAUGAAGCUCCUUCGACACGGCGAGGAACCUGGAACCAGAACCAGUGGAACUGGAACCGGGUUCAGUGAUCAGCCCACCCUGCAGCACCAGGACCAGUGGGCGGGGUCUAACUCCUCCACCUAUCAUGUGAGAGGAGCGGUGAACCAGGUGUACUCGCAGAUCCUGCUGAGCAGACUGUGUGUGAGAGACACGGGAAACUAGACCCACCCCUCACCACCACUGACUGUGUGUGAGUGUGUCUGUGUGUGUGUGUACUUGUGUCCUUGCGGACUAACGUGCAUGUGUGUGUCUCUGU